AGAAACGAUGUUCACUGUGAUGACCCGCCAACCAUGUGAGCAAGCAGGUUUCAAGGCCCUCUCCCGAACUCCAGCCAUCAUCACCUUGGUGGUCUUGUUUGUGAGUGUUGUGGUACUGGUAACUAUCACACUCAUCCAGGUCCAUCACCCAGAGAUCCUUCCUCCAGGACUGAAGUAUGGAAUUGUGCUGGAUGCCGGGUCUUCCAGAACCACCGUGUAUGUGUACCAGUGGCCAGCAGAGAAGGAGAAUAAUACUGGAGUGGUCAGUCAAACCUUCAAAUGCAGUGUGAAAGGCUCUGGAAUCUCCAGCUAUGGGAAUAACUCCCAAGACGUCCCCAAAGCCUUUGAGGAUUGCAUGCUAAAAGUCAAGGAGCAGGUCCCACUGCCCCUCCACAGAUCCACCCGCAUCUACCUGGGAGCCACGGCUGGAAUGCGCUUGCUGAGGUUGCAAAAUGAAACAGCAGCUAAUGAAGUCCUUGCGAGCAUCCAAAGCUACUUCAAGUCACAGCCUUUUGAUUUUAGGGGUGCUCAAAUCAUUUCUGGGCAAGAGGAAGGGGUGUAUGGAUGGAUUACAGCCAACUAUAUAAAGGGAAAUUUCCUGGAGAAGAACCUGUGGCAUAUGUGGGUGCAUCCCCAUGGAGUGGAAACCACAGGAGCCUUGGAUUUAGGCGGUGCCUCUACCCAGAUAUCCUUCGUGGCAGAAGAAGUGGGGCUGAACACCAGUGACGUCGUGCAGGUGUCCCUAUAUGGCUACACAUACACGCUCUAUACACAUAGCUUCCAGUGUUAUGGCCGGAACGAGGCUGAAAAGAAAUUUCUGGCAAUGCUCCUGCAGAAUUCUCCCAAUGAAACCAAUCUCACCAAUCCUUGUUACCCGAUGAAUUACAGCACCACCUUCACCAUGGGCCAGGUAUUUGGCAGCCUAUGCACAGAGAAGCAGAGACCAGAAAGUUACAACACCAAUGACAUCAUUUAUUUUAAAGGAACUGGGGAUCCAUCAUUGUGUCGGGAGAAAGUGGCAUCCAUAUUUGACUUUAAAGCUUGCCAUGGACAAGAAGGUUGUUCUUUUGAUGGGAUUUAUCAACCAAAAGUUCAAGGGCCAUUUGUGGCCUUUGCAGGAUUCUACUACACAGCCAAUGCUUUAAAUCUUUCAGGGAGCUUUUCCCUGACUGCCUUCAACUCCAGCACCUGGGAUUUCUGCAAACAGACUUGGAAUGAGCUCCCAUUCCUGCUUCCCAAAUUUGAUGAGGUCUAUGCUCGCUCCUACUGCUUCUCUGCUCACUAUAUCUACCAUUUGCUUAUAAAUGGAUACAAAUUCACAGAGGAGACUUGGCCUCAGAUACAUUUUGAAAAAGAAGUGGGGAACAGCAGCAUAGCCUGGUCUCUGGGCUACAUGCUCAACUUGACCAACCAGAUCCCAGCUGAAAGUCCCUUGAUCCGCCUCCCCAUACAGCAAUCCAUCUUUGUGAGCAUCCUCGCCUUCUUCACAGCGACAGCCUUGCUGUGCCUGGCAUUUCUUUUGUAUCUGUGUUCAAUGUCCAGGACAAAGAAGCGCUCCGAGCAUGCCUUCGACCAUGCAGUGGAUUCUGAGUGA
Molecule: messenger RNA, 1594 nt
Organism: Castor canadensis (American beaver)
Lineage: Eukaryota; Metazoa; Chordata; Mammalia; Rodentia; Castoridae
Gene: Entpd3
Product: ectonucleoside triphosphate diphosphohydrolase 3
Biological process (GO): nucleoside diphosphate catabolic process
Cellular component (GO): plasma membrane
Molecular function (GO): UDP phosphatase activity; GDP phosphatase activity; ribonucleoside triphosphate phosphatase activity
Source: RefSeq, a predicted model, not a curated record